AUGAAUCGGAUUCUGAUCUGUACUUUCGUCGUCCUAGCAGUAACUCCAUGCACCGGAGCUCAACAACAAUACUCGGGAAACUCAGCGCUCGAUUGCAAGAACACUGACGCCAACGAGCCGCCAUCUCCCGCUUAUCUCUACACCUGCAACGGGCAGCUGUUCACUUGCAGGGCGUUUCUGAUCUUCCGGGCAAGGUUUCCGUUCAACACUGUCCCCGCCAUUGCAGCUCUCCUGUCAUCCAACGCCUCAGAAAUAGCGCGACUGAACGACGCCUCAAAGCUGACAGCUUUCCCGGGAGACGAGGUUGUCGUCCCGGUGAAAUGUUCCUGUUCAGGUCAGUACUACGCAGCAAAAACCUCGUACGAGAUCUUAUCCCCCGACCAAACAUAUUUCACCAUAGCGAAUACUACUUACCAAGGCCUGUCGACGUGCCAGUCACUUGAAGCAGAAAAUGUAUACGAUGAAUUCAGUCUGAAGCCUGGUUUGGAGCUGCAGAUUCCUCUUCGUUGCGCCUGUCCAACUAAAGAUCAGGUUUUGAACGGGACCAAGUAUCUGCUGACUUACUCGAUUGACUGGGGCGAUAAUAUCGCUGGAAUUGCUGAAAAAUUCAAUGUAAGCACAGGGAAAAUAGUUGCAGGAAAUGGGGUUUCUGCAGAAGAUUCAACUCUGUUUCCUUUUACUACCAUUCUUGUUCCUUUAUCUGGCAGCCCUUCAAUCAAAUCUCAAAACAGCAAAACUCCGAUUUCUCCUCAGCCUGAAUCUGGUGUUUCGAGAAGAAGGUCAAAGAGGGGUGUAUAUAUAGGUAGUGGAGUUGCAGUGGGGAUUUCUGUGGUGAUCUCGGUUAUGGUUAUUUGUGUCGUGUAUCCAUUCAGAAGGACGAAGAAGGAGGGAAAUAAAGCAGAGCCAGUAGAGGAUAUCUUGGUUGAGAUUGCGGGCAUUGAUCGAAGCCUUGAAGUUUUCAGGUUCAAGGACUUGAAAAAGGCUGCUGGAGAUUUCGGUUCCAGGAACAGAAUCAAGGGGUCUUCAGUGUUUCGGGGCGUGUUUAAAGGGAGAGAUGAUGUGGUGAUCAAGAAGAAGAGCACAGAUGCAUCAGAGGAGGUUAAUAUGCUCAACAAAAUCAAUCAUUUCAACCUGGUAAAGCUCCAUGGAUUCUCCGUGCAUCAGGGCUGCUAUUACCUGGUUUUCGAGUACAUGAAGAACGGUUCUCUCAGGGAAUGGCUGAAGAAGAAAACACCAAAAGAAGUUACAGAGAAUUGGUGUCUGAGGAUUCAAAUCGCCAUAGAUGUUGCCAACGGGCUUCAUUAUCUCCACAGCUUCACAGACCCAGGCUACGUUCACAAGAACAUUUGCAGCAGAAACAUUCUCCUCGACUGCAAUUUCAGAGCCAAGAUCGCAAAUUUCAGCUUUACUAAACCAGUCGAAUCGCCCACAACAGGGAGAAUCGCGGGGACUAGAGGAUACCUGGCACGGGAAUAUCUUGACACAGCUUCAGUUACUCCCAAGAUAGACGUAUACGCCUUUGGAGUCGUGCUGUUAGAAUUACUCACAGGGAAGCCCGCUGUUUUUGCCCGUGAAGGCAGGGAAGCAUUACUAUCUGCAGCCAUAGUUUCCAUUCUGAGACGAGAAAAUGCAGAAGCCGAAAUUGCUAAUUUCAUCGAGGCUGACCUCAAACAACAUGGUGGAGUAGAGCUAGCAUUUCAGACCGCAAAAUUAGCCCUGAGAUGCCUGGCAACAGAUCCAGCCGAUCGCCCCACCAUGGGUGAAGUAGUGCCUAGUCUGCUGAAAAUACAAGCAAGCUUACAGAAAUCAUAUCAAGAAUGA
Messenger RNA from Ipomoea triloba (trilobed morning glory), 1821 nucleotides. Its product is annotated as protein LYK5-like. The transcript has a single exon. Bases 1 to 1821 code for a protein of 606 amino acids. Gene Ontology annotation, biological process: protein phosphorylation. NCBI's taxonomy places the organism in Eukaryota, Viridiplantae, Streptophyta, Magnoliopsida, Solanales, Convolvulaceae. The record is from RefSeq and is a predicted model, not a curated record. Gene Ontology annotation, molecular function: protein kinase activity; ATP binding.